Messenger RNA from Cladocopium goreaui, 1373 nucleotides. Lineage: Eukaryota; Dinophyceae; Suessiales; Symbiodiniaceae. The record is from the annotation of a GenBank genome assembly.
UUCCAAAUGAGCGGUGCCUGCUGGCUCGGGCUGGGUGCCUUCUGGCGUUUGUUGUGUCGGCGACUUCGUGGGAUCAAGGACAAUGGUCCGCAAACUGCACAAGAUGGAGUUGUUUCCUUCGGAGGUCCUCCGGUCGGUUCAGCUCCAGAGGUGAAACCCAACGUGGACUAUUCACGCUUCGAACGCCUGGUCAAAGAUACUGAGGCUGAGGAAGUGGGGAUCUCUGUGGCGGUGUGUGGUCGCAAGGGCUGGAACAGCGAGGCUGUGAAUGGAGUCUAUGUCUUGGAUGGCACGUUAAAUGGUUUUCCUCGGCUGAGAAAGCGUGAUGGGAGCAGAUGGUUGAAAUUUACGGAUGAGAAGUGGAUGAUCUCCAGGUAUUUGGAUGGCCGGCCACUGGGUGAAGCUUUUGCAGAACCUCAUCCGACACACAGAAGCGACCCGAAAUCGAUUCCCGGUCCUUGGUUCGUUUACUCCAAGGACAUGAAAUGGGAGGAAGACCAUCUCAUCUCAGUGACACCUUCUGAGUGUGCUGGAUGUGGAAAAGCGAUUCAGCCGCAACGGAUUCAAAGAUGCAGCCAAUGCCGUGCAGUCAGCUACUGCGAUCACACGUGUCAGAAGGCAGACUGGCGCUUUCACAAGAGAAUUUGUCGACAGCCGGAUGAAGGAGCGUGCCAUCUGAUCCAACAAUCGGAAGAGCAGGACACAUUGUCUUCUUGCUCUGUCCCAAAAUGUGUAGAGACGAAAGCUGCUAUUUGUGCCUCCAGUGGAACAAGUCUUGCAGCGAAGGGGCUCAAAUUCCGUCGACAGAAUUGGGAGGAGCGUGACCUCUUGCCCUGGGCGAAACGUCGACUGGAAGUUCUUUUGGAAGGCCCUGAAGAACGAGAAGGACUUCCAUCGCUUCGGGUGGAUUGUGCAGGUGGAGGCCAUGUGGAGGUCACUGGGGUGAAGGAGAUUGAUGGCUUGGCUUCCCUCUGGCCCAAUCAAGGAGACAGACGUCAUUUGUUCGACCUCUCCUUUCAGGUCGUUUUCAAGGCCUUUUGGCUGUCGGACUUCGCAAUGAUGUCGAUGGAUGGCUCCGUGUCCUUCCACGACUUCACCACAAAUCUGGUGAAGGAUCCCAAGGCUUUCGUGUGUGGCAUGUCCGUUGACUUCGCCAAGGGCAGCGAGUCCUGCCUCGAUGCGCACCGAACAGCUAUGCAAACAACAAUUUCUCCAGCUUCCAGAUCUGCAAUCCAGGAGGCUUUGGGAGCAAAUGCCUGGGCAAUCUCCAGAGGCCAUGGUUUGAUGCAUUUGGUACAUCUCCGACUCCGACACUUUGUGGAUGAAUUUGAAGCAAAGUGAGCUCUGAGAAAAAAUGUGUACAGAAUAAACUU